AUGUCGAUGCCGAAGAUGACGUUAAACCAAUCAAACAGCAACAACAACGACAACGAAAACGACAUCAACAACAUCAACGUGGUCGGGUCGUGCACGUUCCAGCAGCGUCGGAGGAGGAGGUGCUCGACCAACGGUUGGCUGGCGAUGAUGUUCUUGGCGUACUCGUUCCUGCUGACCGUCCGGGUACAUUUCACGUACUCGAUGAUGGUGAUGAUGAACGUACCGCUGGCGGCGCGUCCGGCCGACCUACAGCCGUGCCCGGGCGCCGUGCUGAACGUGGGCCGGAACUCCACGGUCGUGGUGGCCAGGCGGCUGGACUGGACUAUCCUGCAACAGGCGGCCACGAUGGGCGCUUACUUUUUCGGCACACUGGUGUCCACUCUCCCGGGCGGCAUGUACUCUAGUCACGGUUACGAGCGCUCCAUAAUGAUGUGGUGCAUGGCCAUCACGGCCACCACGAUGGCACUGGUGCCGGUCGCGUUCGUCCAGUACGAGAGUUGGGUGGCCGUCACGUUUCUCAGGUUCCUGCAAGGGUAA
Macrosiphum euphorbiae (potato aphid) is the source of this 537-nucleotide messenger RNA. The record is from the annotation of a GenBank genome assembly. NCBI's taxonomy places the organism in Eukaryota, Metazoa, Arthropoda, Insecta, Hemiptera, Aphididae.